Molecule: messenger RNA, 778 nt
Organism: Anguilla anguilla (European eel)
Lineage: Eukaryota; Metazoa; Chordata; Actinopteri; Anguilliformes; Anguillidae
Gene: pdap1a
Product: pdgfa associated protein 1a
Exons: 6
Coding region: 232-711 (159 amino acids)
Cellular component (GO): cytosol
Molecular function (GO): RNA binding
Source: RefSeq, a predicted model, not a curated record
CACAUUUCAGGACGUGUUUCGUAAAAGCGCUGUAGUGACGUUGUGGACGCAAGAGAAAGGCCUUUCCAGUAAAAAGAAACCGAUAUAAUCUAAUACGUAGGGAACUGGUUACGUUUAUAACUCCAGGAUAUCUCUUUCUACUUCACGGCUUUCAUUUACCCAUACCUAGCUGAGUGUAUUUUAUUCGGCGUCAGUCGUUUUCAUCCUGUUUAGCUGCUAGCUAUCUUCAAAAUGCCGAGAGGCGGAAAGAAAGGACACAAGGGCCGAGGAAAGCAGUUCAGCAACCCGGAGGAAAUUGAUCGGCAGAUGCGGGCCCAAAGGGAAAAGGAGGCCAAUGGUGGAGUAGAACCAGAGAGCUCUGCAGAUUCUGAUGAAGAGAGCAGUGAUGAUGACUAUGAUCAGCCAAAGAAGAAGGGAGUGGAGGGUUUGAUAGAGAUUGAGAAUCCCAAUCGCGUUUCCCAUAAAAGCAAGAAGGUGGCUGAGCUGGACACAAGUGCCCCGAAGGAGCUGUCCCGGCGGGAGAGGGAGGAGAUUGAAAAGCAGAGGGCGAAAGAGCGCUAUAUGAAGCUGCACCUGGAGGGGAAGACUGAGCAGGCGAGGGCUGACCUCGCCCGGCUGGCCAUCAUCAAGAAGCAGAGGGAGGAUGCGGCCAAGAAGAGGGACGAGCUCAGGAAAGAGAAAGAAGUCGAAGAAUCCAAGUCAAAGCGUUAACCCCGCCUCCCCCAGUGACGUGGGGGGGUGUGAGUUAUGGGGAGGGGGUGGGGAGGGUGACAUGGGG